This is a messenger RNA of Pistacia vera, 669 nucleotides long. RefSeq lists its product as uncharacterized. The coding region runs from base 1 to 669 and encodes 222 amino acids. Lineage: Eukaryota; Viridiplantae; Streptophyta; Magnoliopsida; Sapindales; Anacardiaceae. The record is from RefSeq and is a predicted model, not a curated record. The transcript has a single exon.
AUGGAAGCCAUAAUCCAAUGCAUUCCCGACGUACCCAUACUCUUUAAGAAGAGCCAACCCCAAAGCUAUGCUGAUUCACCCUUCAUAGACAUCAUAGCAGUAAUGAAGAUGCCACAAAAAUUCACCUUCCCCAACAUGAAGCACUACGAUGGGACCACCGACCUGGACGACUACAUAGCAUCCUGUAAGCAACGAAUGUUAGCUAUGACCAUCCCCCGAGAUCUCCAUGAAGCAUACAUGUGUAAAAGCUUUGGCUUUAGCCUCAUGGGACCAGCACUCCAAUGGUAUACCAACCUCCCCAACAACUUCAUCGAAUCUUUCCUCCAGCUCAUGGACACCUUUGUGGAGCAAUUUGCUAGCAACAAAAAGCUAGAAAAGCUAUCCGACGAUCUCUACCGGAUCCGCCAACACUGUAAUGAGCCACUUCUAGAAUACGUGGGACGUUUCAAUCACAAAAAAGUCUCCAUCCCUUACUACAAUCAAGAGACCACGGUGGAUGCCAUCAAGAAGGGACUCUUCCCUUACUGUGAGCUAUACAAAGAAUUCACCAAGUUCAAUUAUACCAUUAUGGAAGAUGUGCUGGCUUGCGCUUGGAUAGAAAUAAGGUGGGAGGAAGAUGAGGUCCAUCGAGGCAAGCUUAACAACAAUGACGAUUGCUACCCUCGUUGA